This is a messenger RNA of Zingiber officinale, 1025 nucleotides long. RefSeq names its product ubiquitin-conjugating enzyme E2 7. The transcript is spliced from 6 exons. Gene Ontology annotation, biological process: ubiquitin-dependent protein catabolic process; protein polyubiquitination. Bases 118 to 606 code for a protein of 162 amino acids. Gene Ontology annotation, molecular function: ubiquitin conjugating enzyme activity. Lineage: Eukaryota; Viridiplantae; Streptophyta; Magnoliopsida; Zingiberales; Zingiberaceae. The record is from RefSeq and is a predicted model, not a curated record.
AUUCCUCGGGAAUAUUUGUUGUCUCCCAAUUGCUCUUCGAUCAAUCCCUAUAUAAGGCUCCUCGAUCCAUCUAUCUAAUCGCUCUCCUUUGUCGAUCCAUUACUCUCUUCCUCUUGGAUGGCGGCAGCGAGCCAGGCGAGCCUCCUGUUGCAAAAGCAGCUCCGCGAUCUAGCGAAGAACCCUGUCGACGGCUUCUCUGCUGGCCUGGUCGACGACGGCAACAUCUUCGAGUGGAACGUCACGAUCAUCGGGCCACCGGACACGCUAUAUGAUGGUGGCUAUUUUAAUGCAAUUAUGAGUUUUCCAUCCAACUAUCCUAACAGUCCUCCUACAGUUCGAUUUACAUCAGAGAUGUGGCAUCCUAACGUUUAUAUGGAUGGUCGUGUUUGCAUUUCUAUUCUUCACCCUCCUGGUGAUGACCCAAAUGGUUAUGAGCUUGCUAGUGAGCGUUGGUCACCUGUGCACACGGUUGAGAGCAUAGUUUUGAGUAUUAUUUCUAUGCUAUCGAGUCCAAAUGAUGAAUCUCCUGCAAAUGUUGAAGCUGCAGAGGAUCAUGUAGGAGAGCAUCAAGUGAUGAUCACUGUUAAGUUAGUGUUCCCUAAGUAAGCAAUUAUAAGUGAUGAUCACUGUUACUUUUAGACAUACUGAUCAUCUGUCAUUUCUAAUGAUUAACUGAGCCCUGAAGUACCCCGGCCCUCAUGAAAACUUAUCAGGGCAUUCAUCGAAGUUAGUAAUUCAGAAGAAACUUUCAUUUUUUUUGUAGCACAAAAAAAAAGAAAUGAAAGUUUCUUCUGAAUUUCUUGUUAUAGUAGAAAGUGAUUCUUGAGAUUUGAGGCUUUAGUAUCCUUGAGUGAUUGAUUCUUUCAAACAAAGCUGUGAACCCGUAUCCCCUUUUCAUAUGAUCUUUCUAGCUGUUGCAAACUUUCCCAGUGGCAAUUAUUCCCUCUAAACCCCGUGACCAUUGAUCGUUUCUAAAUUUUAGACUCGAUAUUAUUGUACAUUGAUUUGAUACACUACCAAUUGCA